Molecule: messenger RNA, 2377 nt
Organism: Bombina bombina (fire-bellied toad)
Lineage: Eukaryota; Metazoa; Chordata; Amphibia; Anura; Bombinatoridae
Gene: MYADML2
Product: myeloid associated differentiation marker like 2
Exons: 1
Coding region: 296-1198 (300 amino acids)
Cellular component (GO): membrane
Source: RefSeq, a predicted model, not a curated record
UGAGUAUAGUAAGACAGAGGAUCCCAGCACAGAGACAGAACCCAAGGACAGAGACUGAGGUCUGAGCACAGAGACAAAGACCUCCUGAUAUAAAGAUAUUGGAAAUCAGUGACUGGGAUACAGUUUUGGGAAACUCAACACAGAGAAACUGCUGAUUUCUGUAGAGACAUUUUAUUCCUAUUAAAAGGACACUGGAGGAUCUCUCGCAGAGGGAGGCAUUUAUUGAAGCAGUGGAGGUGACUGGUAUACCCAGUCACUGUGUCAUAUUCAUUUAUUGUGAACUCUCUCAUCACCAAUGGAUAAUAGUGGCCCCUAUCUGAAUGUUGGGGCUGUUUGGUCCCGCGUAGGCUAUGUUCGUUUGUUACAAUUGUUAUUUGGGUGUGCAACAUUCAGUAUGGUUUUGCACCGUGCCGGCUUCAGUGCUGCAUAUGGCACCUUCUGCAUUUUUGUGUGGUGCUUUUGCUUCGGACUGACUAUCCUCAUUGUCACAUUUGAACUAACACGGCUCCAGUCCUGCAUUAAAGGUCUCUCCUGGGGCAACUUCACCGCAGCAUUCGCUAUGCUGGCAGCCCUUAUGACUCUCACUUCUGCAGUUAUUUACCCACUCUACUUUGUCACACUCAGCUGCUCCUCCGACUGUGCCACCCGCAAUUUUCGACUGGCUGCAAGUGUCUCUGCAUCGCUUCUAUUUGUGACCUAUGCUGUGGAGGUGUUCCUGACUCGUGCUAGGCCUGGGCAGCCAUGUAGUUACAUGGCAACUGGUGCAGGGCUGCUAAAGAUUGUCCAGGCCUUUGUGGCAUGUGUCAUUUUUGGUGCUCUGGCGAGUGAGAGCCAGUACAAGAGGUAUGUUGCUACUCAGUGGUGUGUGGCUGUCUACAGCUUCUGCUUUGCUGUGACUGUGGUGGUGAUAAUGCUCAAUGUCACUGGACGUACGGCUGCUCUCCGCUGCCCCUUUGAGCGCUUUGUGGUGAUAUACACAGUGCUAUCCAUCCUGAUGUAUAUGAGUGCUGCUGUUAUUUGGCCUGUAUUCUGUUUUGAUAGCAAGUAUGGGUCACCCACAAGGCCACCUCGCUGCUCUUGGGGACGCUGCCCUUGGGACAGUCAACUGGUUGUUACAAUUUUCACAUUUUUAAACUUGGGGCUGUACAUUGCAGACCUGGUGUACACACAGCGCCUUAAAUUUAUAGCUCAUCAGUGAGUGGGACUAUGUGGAGUGAUAGAAGGGAACAAACAAAAGACUAUGUUAUGCAGUUCUGAUUUUGCAGUUAAAUCUUAGAUCUGAUACCAGAAUGUAUUCAAGUAGAUUCCAAGCAUUGGUAUUUAUAUUUACCACCUCUGUUUAAAAGCUAUGCCAUGAAUCAACCACCCACUCAGCACCAUUAGCUUAUUGAAUAUGAAACCAAAAGUAAUCUGUGCCUUUUCUACAUACUCCCUGAAGCACAUGCUACUGCAGUCAGCUGUGAGCUAUCUAAGCUAUGUGUGGAAUGACGAAUGGUUGUGAUUGUCUCACAGACUCAUAUUGGCUCUCACUGCUAUGUAGCAGGAACUGUUUGUGCUGGUUUGGCUGGGGAAGAGACAGCACAAGCUGGGGAGAUCUACAUAUGGCACCGAAAGCGUUAACUGUGCUGUGACACCUGCUGUAAGUCCUACUAUAUCCCUAAAAUAUCAGCUGAGAGAACUAUGAGAAAAAUGUGAGCAAUUUGCAUGUGAGAGUCUGGAACAACCACAGGAACCACAAAGCCUGGAAAAACCACAGGAACUCACAAACAUUGUGAGGUGAAGAUAAGGAAAGAUGGGGAUGUAGAUUUGUGGACCCCCAGCAACUAACGCUGUUUAAGUAUUUGUACCUAACUACAUUAUCUAUGUUUAAUGUUUGUUGUGUACACAAAUAAAUAACUGGCCCAAUAAAAAAGCUGGAUCCCAGAAAAUAAACUGAUCUAGUGAUAUUUUAUAUUGUACACCCCAAAGUAAUUAUCAUGUCUACUUCUUAUGCCCUGCUUUUAGUUCUCUGCAUCCUAAAGUGUUUGUACUGUGUUUCCUAUAGUAGUCACCAUGUGUAACCAUAACCUGCCCCUUAAAGGGAUAUGAAACCCCAACAUUUUCUUUUUUGAUUGAGACACAGCAUACAAUUUUAAAAGUUUCCAAUUUACAAAUUGCAUGCUCUAUCUCAAUCAUGAAAUAAAAUGUUGGGUUUCAUGUCCCUUUAAUACUGCAUAAUGAAGACAAUGGGGUUAAUAAAAUUAGGGUUUGCAUACACCGUAGGGUGUCAGGGCACCAAUUUCUGUGUGCAGCGAGAAAUUGAAAAAUUUGAACUUUCCAUUCCCUGUUUAACUUUUAUUUAUAACAUAUAUUUAAUAAACUUGUUUCACAAAAGUUA